UCGCUCUCGCUUCGCCUCGCUUUUUCUCGUUCGCUCCUUCUUCUUUCUCUCUUCUCUUUCUUUCUUCGGCUUGCAGGGACUGCUGUAUUACACGCAUCAUACGGCCAACGGAAGUUUCUCAUUCUGCGCGAGGCUGUGCGUGUGAACACAUCGACGCCCAUGACGAGUCGGACGAUAUUACAUUUUCAUGACGUAUAACCGUUAUUGUUUUGUGCCGGGAGUUGUUGUUGUUGUGUGCAGUGUGGUGCUGUUAUGGUGAAGUGCACCCGAUUUACGCUCGCUACUACUACUACUACUCGUGAGCGCUCCGUGCGAUUGUAAUUCCAAACGAGGAGCGAAGAAAAAUAUCCACCAACGACUCGCGUGGCAGGGAAAAGGAGUCGGCGCGGCUUCACCGGUACGCAUCGCGCGACGAGGCGCUUUUUAAGGUCGUCGUACCACAAGUUCAAGACCAAAUCGACGUGGUAGAAAAAAAAAUCCGCGCAACGAAAUCGGCUUAUAUAGUCGAGAGGCAAAUAACUCCGGGCUCUAUUUUCGUCGGCCGAGUCGCAUCUGCUUACGCGUAUCAUCAUGAAUAAAACGAUCAUUAGGCAAUUGAUCUUGGCGCUCGCCUGGAUUCUGUGCGCGUCCGCGCGAAAAUGGGACCUCGGCACCGCUCUGACUUACGACGCCAGCACGACCGUUCUGCUGGGGGACAGCUCGAUAGCGCGAAACGUCAGCAGCGGCGACGUCGGCUUCCAGCUCACGGCCAAGGUGAAAGUCACCACGCCGUGGAAAGAUCGCGCGGACCCCGAAACCAUACUGCUGUCCAUCAAGCCGAUCUCUCUGCAGCUCUGGAUAAAGUCGAGGAAAGCUCCGAAGCCCGAGGGUUUCGUCGAGCACAGCUCUCGGCUGACCGAGGUGCCCAAGACUCCGAUCUUGUUGCUCAUGAAGGGUGGCACGGUCAAGAAGGUGUUCGCCGAAUCCACCGAGACGAUAUCGUCGCUGAAUUUGAAAAAGGGCUUGGCGAGUCUCUUUCAGUAUCACAUGGUCGACGACGAGCUCGAUGAGACAGACGCGAGCGGCGCGUGCCGCACGUCCUAUCGCAUGACGGGCCAAAAGUCCCUGGAGAAAGUGAAGAGGUCCUGCGCGCGAAAUAAAAAUCGCCACUCCGAUCCGAUACUCGACGUGAAGCUCGACACUCGGCACGUGACCAGCUACAAAUUGACGGACGGCCAGCUGCCGAAGGAAGUGAUCGAGACGGAAAAGCACGAGAUGAGCUUGGUGGCCAGACCGGAGGCGCGAAAUCUGAUCAACGUUCAUCGAGUGCUGAGCCUGGUUCCCGGCGCGUCCAAGGAGAAGCCCGUCAUGGGAGCCAACUACGUCGAGGUGAUCAACAAGAUUGGCGCCAACUACGUAGAGGUGCCGUUCGAAGCGCAGCACGAGCUGUACUCCGCGGAAUCGGGUGGCGACUCGUUGGAGACCGUGCUGGAGAACAGCAUGAAAGGUUUGGAAACGCUGGGCACCAUCCGAUCGGCGACGACUUUCUUGAAACUGCUGCCCAUGGUCAGAGACGCGUCGGCCGAGACGCUCGCGAAAAUUCUCAAGAGUCCGCGCUAUCACGGAAUACUGCCCCAGCUGUACGACUUGUACGGCUCCGCGUCGACGCUGGCGUCUCAUCGAGCGGCCAUGAAAGCGCUCUGGCAAGAUAACACCGGCGACGACACCGAGAGAUACCUGUGGGCGCUGGCGACUGCACAGCACCCUCAUGCCGAGGUGAUCAAGGACGUUUUGAAGCGAUCCGAAGAGACGCAUCCGAACGAAAAGGUCUCGGAAACAUUGGCUCUGACGGCCGCGGCCAUGGCGAGGCGACACGGAAACCCGAGCGUGAUCGAAAAAGUAAAGGACAGUUUGGAGCUCGGACUCGACAUUUGCUCGGAAGAGCCGUGCAAAAUUAAAUUCCUUCGGGCUCUGGGCAAUUUGAAAAACAGAGUGGCCGUUCCGAUUCUUCUCAAAAAUGCAAUGAACGGCACGAAAAACUUAGCGAUCGUAGCUUGGAAAGCUCUCGGAACUUUAUCAAGUGACGUUAUAACGCCGGAGAUCAAGAGUAUCGCCAUGAAAACUUUCUUGCAACUCAGAGGACGAAAAGUCGAUAGCAGCGUAAGGACACUGGCGAUAAACGUCGUUCUCAAUAAUAAGCCUACCGUCGAGGACAUCGAACAAUUGCUGAUGUACCUCGUCAAUCAGGAUCCUGUCUUCGAAGUACGUAAAUAUUUGGUGCAAAGAAUCGAGCAAUUGUCCGAAUCGAGUCCUGCAUUCCGCCAAAACUUGCAAUUGGCUAAAGAAAGAAAUUUGGGAAAAUUCGUCAACUACAAUACCUUCGCUCAGCGAGGAUUGAGCACAGCUUUCACCAGGAGCUUUUUGCGCUCGUCCGGUAGCAAUGGUUCGCUCGUGACGAUUCAAGAGAUCAGUUCUGGACUUUUAAAGCGUGGAGUGGUAGAUAUCGUUUUGGAGAAUGAAAAUCACAAAUCGACGUUGUUCUCCCUGGGACUCUACGCAGGUGGACUUGGAAGUUUCGUUUCUUCCAACGAACCGGACAGUGUGGAGGUCGAUGAAAAUGAAUCGGCUACCGCGGGCAUGGAGCUGUCGUUCCAAGGAGUGGACAUUCGACCGUUCGUUUUCUUCUCCGGCCAAGGAGAACUCAUGGGACACGUUUGGUCGGGAACUGCCUCGGAACGAACUUCGGCCUUUCAAACUACCGUCAAUCUACACAAACAUCGCGAAAUAAUUCCACUGACUUGUGGCUUUGUUGCAGAAAUCGAUGUCGAGGGAGCGAUGAGCGUCGAUCUAGCCGGACAGAUUCAACUGAGUCUUUGGUCGAGAAAUGCACACUCCUUGGUCGAAAUGGAGGCCGGUAUAGCGAUCCAAGGAAACUCAAAAAUUACGGCCAAUUUCGUGCAGAGCAGAGCGGAAUUUUCUCUGACUGCGGAGCCCAAGCUCGUGCUAGCGACCGACGUUGAUUUUUCAGGUCCCGUGUCUCUCUGCAUGAGAUUAGUGCAGCCGGAGACUUACAUAAAACAACACAUUUACAAAGUGGAAAGAAUACCUGGCAGCCGUCACAGAUUGAGAAAAACAAGGCGAAUCAGAUUGUUAUCGCCAGCCAAGUCGUAUCUUUUGAACAGAAAAAAUAACGAGAUGUGUUCAAAAGUUUUUGAAGAAUGAAAAAUUGCUAAUUUUAUCUAAUUAAGUGAAUUCAUGACACAUUAAAAUAAUCCUUUUUGAUUAUUUUCAACAAUUAAAUUUUAAUAGACGCGAGCAUAUGAAAGAACUAAUAAGACUGUACACCAUUAUUGUGAUUAUAAAAUGACCAUUACAGAUCUUUAAUUAAUGUACAUAUUUUUAAAUCGAAUUUUUCUACUGUUUAAUUCUAUAAUAUACUUGAAACUAACAUUGAAUAUUUAUAAGCUUAUUGAUAAUUUAAUGAAUAGUGUAAGAUUGGAAAUUUAUAAAACUGAUAAAAGAUGAUUUAUGUUUUAUGAUCGGAAGUUACGCAUGCAUGUAAACAAGUUUAUAUUGUUAAUGUUAAGUGGCUUGUUAUAUGGGUUAUGAACAGAUUUAAAAUUUAUAAAUUUAUCAAAUUAUAAAGUUAACCAACUCGUAUUUUUUCAUAUAUUUAUAUACAUAUGAUGUACGUAAAUUGAUAAAUCAUGCAGAUUUCAAUUUACCUGCAGCAUGUGAAUUUGCAUCACACCUCGAUAUAUUUACAGUGUUAAUUGUUAAACUACUUUUAUACAAUUUAUAAAUGGGAACAAUUAAUCAUGUGAUAUUUCCAGUGAUCCCAAUAAAAUAUAGAUGAUAUGUUAUGCAAUAGAGAUUAUAAUUUAUACCAUAGAGACUAUACUUAUUAGUAAAGUGUCAUAAAAAAUUUCGGCUUAAAUGAUGCGAUAUUAUUUUAUAUGUAUUGUUGAAUCGUUCAAUCUAUGUAAAUCUAAUGCAAUAAAUGCAAUAAAUGUUUGUAACCAAUAA
Molecule: messenger RNA, 4005 nt
Organism: Trichogramma pretiosum
Lineage: Eukaryota; Metazoa; Arthropoda; Insecta; Hymenoptera; Trichogrammatidae
Gene: Mtp
Product: microsomal triglyceride transfer protein large subunit
Exons: 1
Coding region: 571-3201 (876 amino acids)
Biological process (GO): lipid transport; lipoprotein metabolic process
Cellular component (GO): endoplasmic reticulum; basolateral plasma membrane; Golgi apparatus
Molecular function (GO): lipid binding
Source: RefSeq, a predicted model, not a curated record